Penicillium arizonense is the source of this 324-nucleotide messenger RNA. RefSeq lists its product as uncharacterized. The transcript has 2 exons. Lineage: Eukaryota; Fungi; Ascomycota; Eurotiomycetes; Eurotiales; Aspergillaceae. The record is from RefSeq and is a predicted model, not a curated record. The coding region runs from base 1 to 324 and encodes 107 amino acids.
AUGUCCCCUGACCAACAGUACUGGCUUCCGGGGUACGGGCUGUCCCGACAUAUCGUCUUAGGGCAUAUCCAUUACUUCUUGGGCCCGACUGCGUCAGUCAGACCCUAUAGCUAUCAGGAACAAAUUGACGACCUCGCAACAAUGUCCCGGGAGUACGAAAGACAGGAGGCAGCUCGCAUGGCCCAUAACAAUGGCACCGCAACUUCCAGUCCAGGCACCGAUAAAUCAACCUAUCAUACCUCGCAUGAGACUUUUAUCAACGAGAUUAUCCCGAUAAGCACACCUGCUCCACGCAGACGUGAUCAAGAUUCGCGAGGUCGUUGA